Mercurialis annua (annual mercury) is the source of this 1104-nucleotide messenger RNA. Its product is annotated as WAT1-related protein At3g30340-like. Bases 1 to 1104 code for a protein of 367 amino acids. The transcript is spliced from 6 exons. Gene Ontology annotation, cellular component: plasma membrane. The record is from RefSeq and is a predicted model, not a curated record. NCBI's taxonomy places the organism in Eukaryota, Viridiplantae, Streptophyta, Magnoliopsida, Malpighiales, Euphorbiaceae. Gene Ontology annotation, molecular function: transmembrane transporter activity.
AUGGGUCGUACAGAGCAAUUGAAGACUGUUUUUGCUUUGAUUUUUAUAAAUUUAUCACUUGCAAUAGUGAAUAUACUUUAUAAAAAGGUUAUUGAUGGAGGAACUAACCAUAUGGCUAUUGUAACAUAUCGACAGUUAAUUGCUGCUAUUUUCUUGGCUCCCAUUGCUUGCUACCGGGAACGGAAAAGCAGACCCAAGAUUACAUUUCAGAUCUUAUUCUAUAUUUUCCUUGGAGCUCUUCUCGGGAUAACAAUGGCUCAGUAUUUGUUCCUGUGGGGACUGGAGCUUACAUCUGCUUCAUUCGCCUGUGCAUUUCUCAAUAUGGUACCUGCAGACACCUUCAUAUUAGCUCUGAUAUUCGGUCUAGAGAAAGUGAACCUGAAAAGCAAGGCAGGAAGAACUAAGGUGUUGGGUGUACUAAUCUGCAUGAGCGGCGCUAUUUUGCUAACUCUUUAUAAAGGACUUCCACUAAAUCAUCCUCGUCCUCAUCCUCGUCCUCAAGACAUACAUAUUAAUUAUUUUGAUCUUAGGACACUGGAUAGAGAAAAACAUAACUGGAUUAUCGGUUCCUUGUUUUUGUUCGGAGGCUGUCUUUUGUGGUCGUCAUGGUUUCCUAUACAAGCUAAAAUUGGCGCUAUAUUUCCAUGUCAAUAUUCGAGCACCGCCAUUCUGUCAUCCUUCGCUGCAAUUCAAUCAGCUUGCGUGACGUUGAUUUUGGACCGGAACAUCUCUGUUUGGAUAUUCAAAGGAAAAUGGGAGAUUAUAACCAUUGUUUUUGCUGGUGUGGUCGGAUCAGGAUUGUGCUACGUAGGGAUGUCAUGGUGUGUCAAACAGCGGGGACCUGUAUUUACUGCGGCAUUUACCCCUUUCGCCCAGAUUUUUGCUGCCAUGUUAGAUUUUUCUUUCCUGCAUGGUCAAAUUUACAUUGGAAGUAUUAUUGGAUCUGUACUAGUUAUAAUUGGCCUUUACACUCUGCUUUGGGGUAAAUGCAUGGAGGCAGAGGAAUGUGUGGGGAAGCAGAAUGUAGCCAAGGGUGACGAAAAGGGUGACGUGGAAUUACAAUUAGAACCUGUAAAUAUCAAUUCUACGAGUUUAAAACAAUGA